Molecule: messenger RNA, 945 nt
Organism: Leucoraja erinaceus (little skate)
Lineage: Eukaryota; Metazoa; Chordata; Chondrichthyes; Rajiformes; Rajidae
Gene: kgd4
Product: mitochondrial ribosomal protein S36
Exons: 4
Coding region: 40-369 (109 amino acids)
Biological process (GO): 2-oxoglutarate metabolic process
Source: RefSeq, a predicted model, not a curated record
GUGUCACCACCCCGGAAGUGCUCCGUGCGCAGCGUCGCCAUGGGGAACGGCUGGGGAUCUAAGAUGGCUGCCGUGGGCCGGGGCGUCCGGAUUCUGAAACCAUAUCAACGAUUAAUUCAAUUCCCAGACAGAAAGGCUGCCCCUAAACCUAAUGUGCGUGAAGCUCUCAAAUCGAUGUCUAUAUCAAUCCAGGGACAUCAGCCAACAACAACAGCAACAAGUUCAGUUUCUUCAGCCAGUGUCCCCGUUAGCAAAUUGUCUGGCACACGUGACACUAUCGAAAUAAUAAGAGCUCUGCCGCAGAAAUACAGAAGAUUACCCAUUUCACAAGAAGAAAUGGAGUACAUUCAGCGUGGUGGACCCGAGUAGGAUCCAAUGGCUCGUUUCUCUCAUCCAUCAGUGACCAUACGGUGAUUUGUUCAUUUCUAAGUGGCAGACACUCUGUGUUACACCGUUUUUGUAAGGACUUUAAACAACUGCACUGACGACAAGUCCUUAGAAUGAAUGUACAUCCAUGAAUGUUCAAUAAACGCUGAAGAGUUGUCACAAUUUAUAAAAGUAGAAAUAUCCUGAUGUUUUCCCCAAAUUGCGUUCAGUAAAUUUCAUAAGAACGGUUUGGUGAAAUUAAAAAUCUUUUACACUGUUCUGUUCAGUAAAAUUCACUAACCAAAUUAUUUUGGGCAUAAAUAUCUUCCAGCCUAUAAUUUGAUUUUGUUGAAUUUAACUGCAUUUUAAUUGCCAGGUCUCAAAUAUAAGUGGUCUCAAAACAUAGAUGGGACAGCCCUACUUUUCAGACAUUUUAAUAUAACUCCAUCCAAUUGUUUUUACAACUUGGGUGGGGAAUUUGGAAUGCAUUUUUCAAUAACUUGUGUGUAUCAUGAUGGAUCUAAAAAAAAAAAAUGCUAUUGACUCCACUAAUUUAAAAGCCCAAGGAAAUAUUUACUU